AGAGAGACGACAUCUCUUCUUUAAUACCUCCGCCGCUUCAUCUUCUGAUCUCCGAGGCCUUUGUUCUGAUUCCUUGUGAACCUUGUUGCCUUUGAGAUGAUGAUGAUGACGUCGCUCGGUGGUGGUGGAGGUGGUGGAGUUGGUGGUGGCGGCGGAGGGAGGUUUAUGACGUAUUCGUCGUCUCUUUCGGUUCCUCCUUCUGCUCCUCAUUCCCCUAGCUACUCGGGUGGUCUACGAUCACAGUCUUCUGUGUUCGUUGAACAAGAGAAGUAUCUUUCAGAGCUACUUGAAGAGCGUCAUAAGCUUACUCCAUUCUUUCCCGUUCUUCCACAUGCACGUCGCCUAUUAAACCAGGAGAUUAUGCGUGUAACCACACUGUUGGAGAAUGCCACAGUUUUGAGUCAGAGUGGGCUUAGCCCUCUAGGUAAUGGAAGGAUAUUUCAGAAUGCAAGAGCUGACUUGAGCGGAUGGGGAGCCUCACAGUUUCCAUCAGAAAGAUCUGUUCCAUCGUCUCCUGGACCAAACUGGCUUAACUCACCUGGUAGUCCGUCUGGUCUGAUCGCUAAGCGAACAAUCAGGAUCGAUAUUCCAGCCGAUGAUUAUCCAAAUUACAAUUUCGUUGGUCGCCUCCUUGGUCCUAGAGGAAACUCCCUAAAACGAGUUGAAGCAAGCACUGAUUGUCGUGUUCUUAUAAGAGGAAGAGGCAGCAUAAAAGAUCCUGUUCAGGAGGAAAUGAUGAGAGGGAAACCUGGAUUCGAGCACUUAAAUGAGCAACUUCAUAUCUUAGUCGAAGCAGAGUUACCGAUUGAAAUAGUGGAUGCACGUCUCAUGCAAGCUCGCGAGAUACUCGAUGAUCUUCUUACUCCUAUGGAGGAAACGCAUGAUUUCUACAAGAAACAACAGCUGAGAGAGCUAGCGUUACUCAACGGAACUCUUCGUGAUGAAGGAUCUCCAAUGUCUGGUUCUGUUUCUCCGUACAACAGCCUCGGUAUGAAGAGAGCCAAAACAAGAGAAGUGUAGAAAUCAAAUGCCUCAAAUCACAAUUGCUUUUGUGAUCUCUCACGUCUCAAGUAAACAUUGAAACCGAUCCCAUUCGAUGCAGGAAGGUCAUACCUCUCGUGACUACAUAGUACUCUUCUCUUCUCCCUGGAAUAGUCUUGUUGUAUAUAUGGUUAUGAAUGUUUUUGUUUUUGUCUAUUUAUCAUAUUGUCCCAGAGAGAGAUCAGAUGACGAAAUCUCAAAGAAACACCAUGGCAUGAUGAGUCUCUGUCUCUCUGACUCUCUCCGAGACUUUUGUGUUUGUUUUGUUUUAUUUUUUUUUUAUUACUCUUUAGAAAAGUUUGGUUUGUAUUUUAGCAAAAGAAAAAACAUGAGAUCAUGAUGGCAUGUGUCUGGUAAUGAUAAUAUGUUUUUGGGA
Messenger RNA from Raphanus sativus (radish), 1417 nucleotides. RefSeq names its product KH domain-containing protein At5g56140. Gene Ontology annotation, cellular component: nucleus. Gene Ontology annotation, molecular function: mRNA binding. NCBI's taxonomy places the organism in Eukaryota, Viridiplantae, Streptophyta, Magnoliopsida, Brassicales, Brassicaceae. Bases 97 to 1020 code for a protein of 307 amino acids. The transcript has 7 exons. Gene Ontology annotation, biological process: regulation of mRNA splicing, via spliceosome. The record is from RefSeq and is a predicted model, not a curated record.